Coniophora puteana RWD-64-598 SS2 is the source of this 621-nucleotide messenger RNA. RefSeq lists its product as uncharacterized. Bases 1 to 621 code for a protein of 206 amino acids. The record is from RefSeq and is a predicted model, not a curated record. The transcript is spliced from 11 exons. Lineage: Eukaryota; Fungi; Basidiomycota; Agaricomycetes; Boletales; Coniophoraceae.
AUGCCCGCAGUCUUAAAUUCUCCUGCUCUUAUACCUAUCCUCAUCGAAUAUCAGAAACAAAAUUAUAUUCUUGUGGUGAUCUACGAUUAUGCUCUCAACCUGAGUCAAGAGGUUUUGCUGAUAUGGCAAUAUGGAAUAUCUCCCCUGACAUAUUGUUAUGCCUUUCUAUUGUUCUUCAUGGUUGCGUUAACUUUACCAGUUACAAAUCUUCCCGUUAUUCUGUCAGACAGAGCCUGUUUGUUUUGUUUGGCUGACAGACGAAAAAAUAUCUCGCAUAGAUAUCAAGAAGGCGUCUUAUUAGGCAUCCGGGAAUGUCUGUAUUCUAAUUCGAAUAAUCAAGUAUUAUGGAUUUUUGAUGUCGUGGGCAACGGAGGCACCUGCGCAUACGAGUUUUUGCUCGUUGCAAUGCUCGUCUACCGCUCAGUGAUACAUCAGUGGGAUAAUCAGGUUACUGCUGGGGCAAGGUUUGCUAUAUUUUUUAUGGGUGCUCGCAAGCUUCACCCUGGUCAUAUUCUCAAACCUCCCAUUAAAUUUCAACUUAGGUCCAGCAUGAACACCGGCACAAUCAGCUCCAUCGGAUUCGGAAGGCACCCGCCUGCUCUCGACGACAGGAAUCAGUAA